Messenger RNA from Lactuca virosa, 1810 nucleotides. NCBI's taxonomy places the organism in Eukaryota, Viridiplantae, Streptophyta, Magnoliopsida, Asterales, Asteraceae. The record is from the annotation of a GenBank genome assembly.
AUACGAAUCUUUAUUCCAUACUAAAUGUAGUUAAAAAAAUCAUUGUCAGAAAUCGGAUGCCCUCUUCACUGGUUUUGCUUAAUACAUAUUAUAAAAUUAUUCAAAUCUGGAAGAUGAACUUUCGCGGAAGCUGCUCGAUUAUUUGAAGACAGCUGAUGUCUAUGGUCUUCCCAAAUUGCUUGGGUGUUAUCCGUUUACCUCAUUUUUCUUCUCGUGUCCUCCGUCCCACAUCAUUUUCCAAAAUUCAAUCUUCAGAAUAAUGCUUUCUUUUUGGUAAUUUCAAGUGGUAAGAUUGUAAUCUAUAACAUUGCUUUAGCUUCAUAUAAUCUAGUUUACAGAAAAAAGUCGUCGGCUUUAAUGAGGUAAGAUUUUCUUUAUGGGUCACAUACUUUUCAAAAUUCUGAUCAUCUUGAAUGGGUUCAGUUCAUAUCGCAUCAAUGCUAAAUCAAUAUGGUUUUAACCUCUAAUCCAACUGCUAAUUUCUUGGUGGGUUUGAUGAAUUGAUUCGGAUUCUCGACUGUUUAUAUGUUCAAAAAUUAUCGAUUGCUGUUAUUUCAAUCCGUUUCUCCCCAAACAAACACCUGAACGAUUACUGUGAUAUACAAACACAAAGUUCAUCACAUUGUAGAUGGGUAGCGACGAUGUGAACGAAGAGGAAACCGACGCAACAUCACCCACUCGCGAUCAUCACCUUCUGAGGCGCCCCUUUCGAACUCGUUACCCUGGUCAGGUUAGACUAAAAGCAUACAUCUUCGACGGAUUUGGUGAAUACUGUGAUAAAGAUUGGGAUUUAAUCCAAGGAAAUGGCAAAAAAUUCUGUUGGUAUCAUGUCGAACUUCCGAAAGGGAAUCAAAAGCUUUCUCAAUCAGCACAAUACCUAAUCGAUGUUCUUUGUCCACCAUUAAAGCUUCAAGACAUUCUUUCUUUAGUUAGCAAUGGACCCUAUUGUGCGCAUGUUGAUGGAGCUCUUGUAUUUAGGGUUAAUUCACCUGGUCCAGCUUCUAGCAAGUUUACAUUUCGAUUAGCUGCUAGAAUUACUGAGAAUUCAGUGAUUACUGUGUCAUUGGGUCGGGUACCCAGAUUAGGGUUUUCACCCGUGGGUCAAUCUUUGCUUACUGAGAUUCCAAGUGUUGAAAGUCCGAGUCCUAAAUUUGGUGAUGAGAUGGUGGAUAGAGGUGGGAUUGUAAUUAAGGAACAUGUUCUUGACUUUUUGUUGACUAUGAAUCAUUCAGAGGAGGCUGAUAAUCCUGUUCCUAGAUCUGUAUCGAAUCUUGUUGUUCAUGUUAUUGAUACGCAUGUGGAUCAUCUUGAAGAUGUUGUUACUAAACUUGAGAUUGGGCUUGAUUCUGUUGAACUUGAUCUGGAUAAAGGUGGUUUUUCUUUGAAGAAGCAAUUGUUGAAUGAUAGACGAUUUCCAAAAAUGCUUCUAGAUUUGCAACGCCUCUUGCAGGUGAUUGCACAUGGGGAACAAGUGUUCCCAAGAGUGAAAGAAAAGUGUUCAACAAAAAGUUGGUUUGCUAAUGAAGACAUCAAUUCACUUGAAGAGUUAAUUGGGCGACUCAGAAGACUAAAAGACAAUGUUGGCUUCAUAAGCAACCGAGUCAAGGCUGUCCAGGCUGGACUUGACAGCUGGCAGGCCGAACAAAUCAACAGAAAACUAUAUUGUCUAUCUUUCCUCUCUAUCAUCUUCCUUCCUUUAUCCAUUAUCACAGGAGUGUUUGGAAUGAAUGUGGGAGGUGUACCUUGGACACAACAAAAAGAUCCAAAGCUGAAAAUCGGGAAUCUAACCAUUGCACUUAAAUCUGUGUGA